Molecule: messenger RNA, 917 nt
Organism: Aspergillus versicolor CBS 583.65
Lineage: Eukaryota; Fungi; Ascomycota; Eurotiomycetes; Eurotiales; Aspergillaceae
Product: Rieske (2Fe-2S) protein
Exons: 2
Coding region: 9-512 (167 amino acids)
Molecular function (GO): 2 iron, 2 sulfur cluster binding
Source: RefSeq, a predicted model, not a curated record
CAGCUACAAUGCUCCCCUUCUUCCGCUCAAGACCAGACGCAUCCUGGCACCGCGUGGGCCGCGUCUCAGACUUCCCAGAGGUAUCCCAAGACGAGGCGUGCCAGGUCACAACAGCCUGCAAGGCCUUCCGGAUCCCCAACGUAAAAGGCGAGGUCCCGACCGAGACGGAUAUCAAUAUGCCGGGGGAGUUGAAGGACCAGGUUAUGGUGUUUAAGUAUAAAGGUGCUGUUCAUGCGAUUGACCAUCAAUGUCCACACUCGGCAUUCCCGCUCUCGCAGGGAAGUAUUUUCGACAUUGAGGAUUUCGGUAUCAAGCUGAGUGCGGGGAUUACGUGUCCCAAGCACGGCUGGUCGUUUGAUCUCUUUUCUGGGACGGGGGAUAGAGGGAAUUUCAAGUUGAAGAUUUGGGAGGUGCAGUUGCGUGACUUGCCUGCUUCUGAGACUGAGGCUGAAAGUGAAUCUGGAUCUCCUGAUAAAGAGGUCUGGGUGAGGAGGAAGCAGCGCAUUGGGUAGCUGCUUGAGCAGUAUAUUGACUGCAGACUGCAGACUGCAAGAACUGCGUGAAAAUAUCAACAUCCGCGAUACACCGCUUGGAUGGUUGUCAUCGACCCAUAUCCUCUUGAGAGGGAAUCCAAAUGAACAGGCGGCCGGCAUUGGCAUACCGUCCUAAGAACGCCCGCCAUCUUGAAUGGGAUUGAUUCCCGGCCAGGCCGAAAUUUACGUCUGAUAUUACCGCUGGACGGGUUCAGAGAACUGCUGCAUGAAAUGGAAGUGAUUGCAUAGCGUGUAUAGAGCAUAGACUCGGGCGGGUUAUCCAAAGAACUUGGAAUUAACAUACUAGAUUUCUAAACUAGAAUAUUAGAUAUGAUGCGACGAUCAAUCUGCACAGUAAUAACUAAAUCGUGUUUAAUGUUUAAC